This is a messenger RNA of Cuculus canorus (common cuckoo), 5739 nucleotides long. It is a transcript of the gene DTX2, whose product is annotated as deltex E3 ubiquitin ligase 2. Gene Ontology annotation, biological process: protein ubiquitination; Notch signaling pathway. The transcript has 10 exons. Gene Ontology annotation, cellular component: nucleoplasm. The coding region runs from base 3386 to 5176 and encodes 596 amino acids. Gene Ontology annotation, molecular function: zinc ion binding; ubiquitin protein ligase activity. Lineage: Eukaryota; Metazoa; Chordata; Aves; Cuculiformes; Cuculidae. The record is from RefSeq and is a predicted model, not a curated record.
ACCUCUGUUAAUUCCACGUCCCCUCUGCCCUGUGCUCUGGCCAUAUCCAUGGCAGCUGCUGGCUGAGGGCUUGUCUUGUGGGAAGCCAUGGAUGUAAGUUGUCUCCCAGCAGAAAGUGCAGCUGGGAUGUUGUGGGGCCCUGGUUUGGGGUCAGGGCAGUGCGGGGCACCUGUGACGCUGACCCUGUGCAGGGUCACGGCCUCCCGCUGCUUUGCCUGCUCCUAAUCCCCGUGUAAUCGUUUCCCGUGGGCUCUUCCAGGCCCAUCUCUCAUAUUUGUGGUGUUUGUGGUGCUUAACAGAUCCCUUCUGGGCUCCCUCUUUUCUGACCAACCUGCUGAAAAGUCUGUUUUACCACUCUGGUGGGGUUUAUUGUUUUAGGGCAGCCUGGCUCCAGGGCGAUUUCUAUCUAGGUACAAGCCAGCGGAUCAUUUAAACUCUUAGCAGCACUGGCAGCUUCAGUUUGGGAACUUAAAAGGGACUUGGCAUUUUUAGAAAUCAUGAAUUUAAAGAUCCUACAUUUAAAGUGAAAGAAAAUUGUGCUUUUUGGAAGGAUUUGAGGUUUGGGAAUUAAACACGUCUUUCAUAAGCUUUCAUUCCCUCCUGCCCCUCCCCAGCUUGAGGAGCAGGGAGUGAAUCUGGGAAACGCAGCUGAAACGCACCCAGCUCUUUUCCUGUCCAAGCCCUUGAUUAAAGCCGUGUGAGCAAAUGUUUUGGAGGUUGUGCUGAGUGUAAAGAUCCAACAAAACAAAUCCAAACUCAGGACCUGAGCCCAAGUUCCAAAUUCUCUCUUAAGUGGAGGGCAGCUGACUGGAAUAUUGAAGUUUGCAAUUCGAGUAGUUGCACUUUUGUUUUCAUUUGGGGCAAGGUUUCUAGGGUUGGAGCCAGGAUUGUUUGCUGAGUAAACAUUGCUUUUAGGGGCUGGCUUAGCUUUAGUGUUUUGAGGCAUUUUUAAAGCUCAAGGUGAAGUGUGUGGUCCAUGGGAUUUUAGCAGAGAUGUGUAGCUGCUCUCUCUGGGCUGGACGGACCCAGCAGGAAGCAGCUGGUGCAGCCAGACAUCUGCUGGCAUCCGAAACGCAGUGCUGCUGAGUGGGAUGUGUAACACCCAAGCUGCAGCCGGCUGUCCCUGCAUAGUUCUGUUCCCUGCCUUCUCCAAACCCUGUCUGCCUGGGUGUUGCACAAGGGGCUGCGCUGGCAACCUCAUGAGCAGCUCUGGCAUUGAAUUCCUGAGCUUUUCAUACCUCUGUGUUGCUGAUUUCACAGAGCGGGGAAAGGAGCUGCAGCUCCAGGCCUUUCCAUUCUCUCGUUUGCUCACUCAGGGACUCAUGCAAUUUUGGCAUAUGGAAGUUCUCCCUCAUUCCUCGCUCCGUGGUGCGUGCAAACAGCGCUGGCCCGAGCAGCAUUCUACAGCCAGAGCUGGCUGGAGGCUGCAGGGAGCCCCUCACUCCUCCUUCGCACCAGUGCAGGAAAUCUUUUUCCAUUCUGAUGGGGAAGCAAAUGUUGGAGCACGCGAUGCUCAUGUGCAGCCACGCCGGGGGCCUUUGCAUGCGGUCCAGGGCUCAGAGCAGCGCUGCCAUUCAAGAAGGAGGCUUUUGUAACACUGUUGUUCCCAGCCAGCGGUCUAGUGAGGGCAAGGUGGGGUGUGAAGGAGGUGGCUUUUCUGCUGGGAUGCUCUCCUUUUUCCAUUUCCUGCUGCAGUGUUCUACAAAGGACGGGAAAGGGAUUGCUGAGUCCCUCCCAACAGCCUCCCUCUGCUCUCCUGCACUGCCUGUGGUUGCGGGAUGUCCAGAAGAAUGCUUGGCAACAGCAGCUUUGGUGGGAGAAGGUGUGGGUUUUCUGUCUGGGGCUUAGGUGGGCAGGAUAGAGCCCUGCAGCCCUGCUGUGGCUCACAUUGGCCCAAGCCAAGCACUGUGUCAGUGCGAAACCUGCUGUAAAGUGAGCUGGCAGGGGCUGGGUUUGAUACCUCGGGUAUUAAUUUGUGGAUUUGAUCAGUAAAACAACCAUCCUUGGUGCAUUAGGGGAGAAGGAGUUGCAUCAAGAAGAUCAACUGGGGAGACCGGGGCCUAGUGUUGGUGAUCCAGAGUGGUUUGUCGCCAGCGCCGGUUGAGCUGUGAGCGGUUGGUUCAGAGCAGCUCAUAAACUGAUUUACAGUGAGUUCCUGGGGAAGUUGCUGCUUUCUGCUCAUAAAUGCAGACGCGUGGGUGUGUCUGUUCUCUGCUCGCUCUUUUUCUAUUUCUUUUUUAAGCCAGCGAGCCACACAAGCGUGAUGGAUAGGCCGCUCCACGGCGCGUGGGAUCUUCCCCCAUCCGGCUGCGAUGUCAUUCUCCACACAGAUGGCAUCUUCCAGUGGAAGCCACCCACAGCUCCUCUGCCUCUUGGGAGACCUGGACUUUUCCAUUUGAAGGGAAGGAAGCACGUAGCUCCCUGCUGACUGCUUGAAGUUAAGGGAGCAGUCAGUGUGAGGUCUUAGGAGGGAGAAGGUGGCUUUAUUGUAAAACAAAAUGGAUUGGGCUCAUUCACAGUCAGACCCACCAGUCAGACGCAGACAUUACAAGGAAUGCCAAGUAUCGGAGCUCUGGUGUCUCUUGGUCAGCUUGGUGACCGUAUGAUGGCUUUAGGACUGCUUUUCUAUGUCCAUUGGGGGCUAAGAGUGAAGAUCAUCCUUUAUUUCCUCUUUGAGUCUAGGAUUUGCCCACUGCCAUUUGUGACUUUUUCUGGAUGUCUUAAGGCUCCUACCCUGUUCUCUGUUUUUCCCCAAAUCCUCUCUUAAUGGCUUGAGGCUCUGGUUUGAGUCUUUGUUGAUGCAGAUUGUCCCUUGUUUCAAGAUGUUCCUCGUUUUCCAACCUGAGAAGCUGCAGCCAGGUGUGCUGAGAUCUCAAGGAUGCGCUAAAUCGCUGCUCUCAGCACAGGCGGUUUAUUCCUCCCUGCGUUCCUCCUGGUGCUUCCGUACUCAUUCCCAUCCGUUCUUUGUGCAGGUCCUGCUCAGCUCAUCUAUGACUGCAAUUUGCAGUGUGCGUAAAGGAUUCUCUUCUGGCUUUUUGUGUGUAGGAGUCCAGGGACUGAUCUUGUAUCAAAACUGAGUGGUCAGGAGCCUGAACGGAACUGACAUCGUAGCCCUGGAGCUCCGAUCAGUGAGAAGUGUGUGGGAGCUGCUCGUGUAACCAAGUCAUUGGGGUGCUCGGAAAGCUCCUGCGCAUGAGUCGGCAGCUCGUGUCAGGGUGCUCAGUGUGGUGCUGCCAGGACCACUGCUCAACACCAGCGGGGAGGGAUGCAGAGUGGCCGCUUGUCUUGGCACGCUGCUGGCUGGUGCCCCAGAAGAUGACAACGUAAGGCCAGCCAGCAGAGCUGCCACUUCCAGUCACAGCGUGCCCAGACCUCAGGGAGGAAGAUGGCAGCAGCUCAGGGAGCAGGAAGCAGUUCAGCCGGGCCAUCCGGACUCCCCAGUUCUGCCCCAGGGCACAGCAGCAACUCCACUGUGGUGGCGGUGUGGGAAUGGCAGGAUGAGUUUGGCAGGUGGAGGCCAUACCGAGGGAACGUCUGCAGCUACAUCGAACAGGUUUUUCAGGCCUCCCAGCAGAAGAGCCGGCGUUCGGGGUCAGGACUUGUCAGCAGCAUCCCUUUGGGACACGCGGAUCCUGCCUUGGCACCCUACGUCAUUGACAUCCCAAGCCUGACGCAGUUCCGGCAGGAUACAGGGACAAUGCGAGCUGUCUGCAGACACCUCUUCCCCGGGGACUCAGCUGCCGGGCAAGGCAUCCUCUGGGAGUGGCAGAAUGACGAAGGCGGGUGGUCCCCCUACGAGAUGAGCGUUUGCGUGUUCCUGGAGCAAGCCCGUGCCACGAACCACCAGCGAGUGGAUCUCGGACCCUUGGGCUACAACUACGAAGUUGACUUUGUGGCUCAAGUCCAGACCAAUAAGACGACGAGGUUCCGCCGCAGCGUUCAGCGACGCUUGGAUGCCCCGUACCCGGUGACGGCCUCCCUGGCGCCCCUUCACACGGGGGCAGCCUGUUCCUGCCAGCAGUGCUGGCUGAACGGUGGGACCGGUCCCAUCACCACACGCUACCGGCACUCCAUGAUAAACUUCCCCAACUCUUCUGCUACUCCUCAGGUUUCCGGUAGGACAGCGUCAGUGAGUUCUUCCGGCAUCGGCUUCGUGCCCUAUAACAAACCGACUUUGUCUGCAGCAAGGUCAACACCAAGACUCAAUGCACAGAGCACUUGGGCUUUGCCUCAGGCUGGGGGCCCCAGUACAGGACUGUCUGCAUCUAACGGAGUCAGUGCCCCAAACCUGCCGGUCAAGAUGUCCAAGCCCAGCAAGGUGACCCAGGCACUGGCAGGCAUGACGGCUAUUCUGAUGUCAGCCUCUGGACUCCCCGUGCACCUCACCUGUGUGCCGCCAGCCGCCAGCACCCAUAGAGCCACUAAAAAACACAGCUCAGUUAAGGAGGGGAGGAAAGUGUCCAAGAAAGCAAUGCCAACCGAGCCAGAAGCAGUGGUGAGGAAGUACCUGGAAGAGCUGAAGAGUGCUCCUGCUGAUGAGGACUGCAUCAUCUGCAUGGAAAAGCUGUGCUCCCCCUCAGGUUACAGCGAUGCCUGUGAGUCCAGCACCAUCAAGCCAGAGACGGUCGGUCGUCUGAAAAACUGCCAGCACACCUUCCACAUGCUCUGCAUGCUGGCCAUGUAUGCCAACGGGAACAAGGACGGGAGUUUGCAGUGCCCCUCUUGUAAAACCAUCUACGGAGAGAAAACCGGCACUCAGCCCAAGGGGAAGAUGGAGGUCUCCACCUUCCCCCAGUCCCUCCCAGGCCACAAAGACUGCGGGACAAUCCAGAUUGUGUAUCACAUCAGCAGAGGCAUCCAGGGCCCGGAGCACCCCAACCCUGGGAUGCCGUACACAGCCAGAGGCUUUCCUCGUUAUUGCUAUCUACCAGACAACGAGAAGGGCAGGAAGGUCCUGGAACUCUUGAGAGUGGCCUGGAAGAGACGCCUGAUUUUCACAGUAGGCACCUCCAACACCACAGGCGAGAGCAACACGGUAGUAUGGAACGAGAUCCACCACAAGACGGAGAUGGACACAAACCUGAGCGGUCAUGGCUACCCAGACCCCAACUACCUGGACAAUGUGCUGGCGGAGCUUGCCGCCCAGGGCGUCACCGAGGACUGCCUGCGACAAUGAACGAGGUGGGGCCUGGCCGUGUCCUGCACCGCAGGGGCCACCCACCACACUUAUUCCUGUUGCCUUAAGUUCAUGUGUCUGAGCGCCUGUCACACUGAGCAAUAACACUGCACCGCGGGAGCCCGGCCUGCGCUCUACGGCCUGUUUUUUGGGAGGGAAGAGGGGUUUUGUAGGAACUGCACUCGUGUCUCUGGGUGGGGUUGAUGGCCACAGCCAUGGCCGGCUGGGACAGUGUCGUGAGGUGCCACAUCUCCCGGUGAAGGCAGGCCCUUGCACUGGUAAUGUGUGGGGACAGGACAGGGAGAGGGAAGGGGGUGCCUUGCCUCCUUGACCACUUGGAAAGAAAACGAGGGCCUCUCUCGGGCACACGGCAGCUCCCUGGCCUGGAAGCACCUUUUCCGUUGGAGCCUCCUGCCCUGUUUCUCUGGUUGGUUGUAAUAAACACUUCAUUUCCGUGGCAAUCGCUGCUUUGCCGUCAGGCUGCCUGGUGGCUUGGAGGAGGGAUGUGACUCUGCAGAGCAGGAUGUGGGGUGCUGAGCUCCACAGGAUGGCUGGGGCUGCCA